AUGCUUAAAGGUUUAAAAAAACCCCCACUUAUCAUUAGGAAGCUAAGACCGAAAAAAACAAAUAUAAAAACAGUAUUAUUAUAUUUAAAAAGAAAAAAAUGAAAAAAAAUAAAUAUUUCAAAUGAGGGAAAUGUCGUAUGAUAAAAUGCAUUCUGUGCAGCACCGUGACGCGCGUUUUGGGUGGAUUUACAUUUUGCACUUUUCAUUUUUAAAAUUUUCGUUUCCAAUUGAAGUAACGUAUUGAGAGGAUGCUGUACAAGUGUUUCCGGGUUUUUUAAGUUGCGUAGAUUCAAAUGAGAAAACUUCAAAGUUUUUUGAAUCUUUUUACCUCUUUUUUCGACGAGUAGAUUUUUCAAUUUUUUUUUUCUUGUCACUUCAUAAAAGCCUUUCAUAUGAAAGUUCUAGUUUCUUUUCAUUAAUUUAGAGAAAAAUAAAGCAUCUGGCGCGUUGCCAGUGAUUGAUGUGCGCGCGCAAGUUCGCUGUUCCUUCGUAUAUUGUAAACAUUGUCUCGAUUUCUUCGUUUUUAUUUUAUGCCCAAUUUUUCAGGUCCUCCUCGUUAAACUAUGGUUUAUAACAAUUCUAAGUGAUUCCACAUUAUAAUAAGGUAGGAAAAUGAGUGAUUUUCCGAGAAAAAAGGGUUUUUUUUAGAAAAUGUCUUGGCAACUUGUGAUCGCCGGCGUUUGUGUUCAUUUAAUUUUGAUUUAUUCAAUCUUCGACGUGUAUUAUACGAGUCCGGUUGUACAUGGAAUAGCUCCUCAGAGAGUUUCCAAUCUGGAUUCGCCUGCAAAACGGGUUUUUGUCAUAUCAGCUGGUUGGUUUUCAAAUAAAUGGUUAUUAUUGAUGGGUUUUGUGUGAGGAUUUUUUUGAAAAUUUGUAGAUUUUUCGAAGAAUUGUAUUUAUUUCCAUAUCACUACCUAAAUGAUAAUGUAAAAUGUAAACAUGUUCAAUAUAAUUCAAAAGGACUUAUAUAUUUAUAUUAAAACAGAAAAAAAGGAAACUGUUGUACCCACUAAAUUUCAUAAAUUUUUCAUAAAUAAAAAAAUUUUUCUGAGCAGUUUUUUUCGUGCCUAAAAUGAUUUUUUUAAAUGCUUAUCGUAUAGAUUUCUGUUUUUCCAGAUGGUCUCCGCUACGAUACUUUCAACAAUAAUCCAGAAAAAAAUCCAAAUAUCUUCAUUCUAUUAUUCAAGAUCGCAAGGUAAUUCUGGAAGAUCCAUUAAUUUUUUCUCAAUUUUUUUCCAGUCAAAUUUUUGAACUUUCCACAUUUUUUUAUAGGAUUACGUGAUUUUUUUAGGUGAAUUUCUAGGUUUUUAAUUAAUUUAAAAAUAGUAGAAUUUCUAGAAAUUAUAAUUUAAAAAGAAUAUUUUUUUAAGUUAAAAGGCGAAAAAAAAUGAGUUUUAACGGAAUCCAUAUAAUAAAAAAAGCGCUUCUGAAACGGUAUGAAAAAAAUUUCUCAAUUUUAAAAUCUAUCCUGUAAAAAUUAUAAUCACCGAAUGAAACAGAAAAGUCAUGUUCGAACAAAAAAAAUUUUUAAAAAAGAAAAAAUUUGACCAAAAUUCGCAUUUCAAAACAUUUUUUGCCAUUUUGGGGCAUUUCGGGCCUUUCCUACAGUCACAUCCCGACGGAAUCCCGUCCGGGACAUGUUGCGUUAUUCGCCGGGAUAACUGAGGAUAUCAGUGCCGUGGCGAAGGGUUGGAAGAAGAAUCCCGUCGAGUUUGACAGCGUUUUUAAUCGGUUCGUUUUAUUCUUUUUUUCGGAAAAGGACCCUUUAGGGGCCCAUUUUGGGUGCGAAAAGGUUUCCAUUAAUUGUUCCCAAAUGGUUUCCUUUUCACUGCCUUUUUCCACCUUUUCAUCGGCCUUUUUCUACCCUUUUUGGACCCUUUUGAGAAUCCCAAAUUUUUUAAAUUGAUAAUAAUUUUUACCAGUGACUGUGUAUGCACCAAAAUGUGCUACAGUAAUCAAAUCGGAAAUUAUCAAUGGCCGAGUUUUUUUUUCACCCUUUUUUUGCCCUUUUUCCGCCCUUUUUUGCCCCCUUUUUUCACCCUUUUUCCACCCUUUUUUCACCCUUUUUCCACCCCUUUUCCGCCCUUUUUUCACCAUUUUUUCGCCCUUUCUAGCCCACCAAGAAAGGCUCAAUAAAGGCCGCAAAACGGAUCCCUUUUAGCGGCCAUUUUGCACCCGUUUUCCAUUCUUCCGACUUUGGCAGUGUAGUUUUUUUCUUUGCAGUAACGUGAAAGGCAUCAAAAUGAACAAUAAAAAAACAUUUUUUUGUUGAAAAUCUGAUCAAAAAAAUUGAAAUUUCAGAUCAUUUUUUUGAAAAAAAUCGAAAAAAAUCGCAAAAAAAUUUUCGAAAAAAAUUUAUUUUUCUGAAUGAUCCUUAUAAUUUCUGACAUUAAAAAAAUUUUUUUCAAGUAUAUGAUCAAAAAAACGUUAGAUUUUUCUGGUCAUUUUUUUCAAAAUAUUGAGAAAUUGACGAUUUGAAGAAUAAUUCAUGAAGCAUCUGACCAAAAAAAUUGAAAUUUCAUGCCUUUUUUUCGAAGUUUGUAAAUAUUGGUUCAUUCUAGUUUCGUUAUAAUUCAUCUUAGAAACGCCAGAGUGGUCCCUAAAGGGGUUAGGGAGAAAAAAAACCCUUAAAGAGGUUAAAUAGCGCCCCCUAAAGGUUUAAAUUUAGGUGGUCCCUAUAGGGAAUUUUCAUUUUUUGUUAUGAUUCGAAGGAAAAAAAGGUAUAUUUUUUUUCAAGCCUUAGUGCCCCCUAUAGAGGGAAAAUUAAGUGGCCCCUAGAGGGAAACCUUCAAGGUCUUCUAAGGACGCCCCUUAAGGGAUCACUCUGAAGCUCCUAAGACUUGAAAACUGACUGAUUUUGUCGGGCGCUCUCUCGUUUCCACGUGCUUUUUGUCAUAUUUCUAGAACCGAUGAGGGAAAUAGAGAGUGCAGACAGGUCAGAGGGUUUCAAAUAGUGGCAAGCUUACUCAUUGAAUCAAUUAUAUGUCAUUUUGACUUUUUAUAGAUCCGCUGAAACAUGGAUGUGGGGUAGUCCGGACAUCGUCGAAUUGUUCGACAAUGUUCCCCACGUUCAUUCGUUUUCCUACUCAUCUCAGGAGGAGGAUUUCGCCUCGGAGGACGCCUCCAAACUCGAUUCUUGGGUCUUUGACAAUUUUGAGGUUCAUUUUUAGGAUUUAUAAAGAAUAAUUUCGUUUGAAAACGGCCGAAAAAUGGAAUUUUUUCGAAAAAAUGACGAAAAAAGGCUUUGAAAUUUAUUUUUUAAAGUGUCCUUACCACAGAAAAAUUGGAAAUUCCUAGGAUUUUUGCCUUAAAAUCGAGUUUUCAUCUUUGAAUCGAACUUAACUGCUUCAAAACGUCGGAAAAUUCGAUUUUUCGUGUUUUUUUAGACGUCAUUAGUUAAUUCAAAAGUGAAAGUGUUCCAGAAUGACUUUCAAAUUGACUUUUUUUGAAUUUUUUUAGAGCAAGUUUGAUGUAUUUCAAAACAAAAAAAUCGAAAAUUCUUACGAUUUUCGCCUUUAAAUAGAGCUUUACUGUGUGAAAAUGUCAAAAAAGGCGGUUUUUGGUAAUUUUUAAGCGGAAGUAUUCGAUCAAAAAGUAAUAAAAAGCUACAGAGUUGCUUUAAAAAUUCAGUUUUUUAUUUUGCAGGUGAUUAAGAAUGAAAUAAUGUUCAGAAAUUCAUCAAAAAGGCUGAAAACGACACGGAAUCAUCGGAAAAACUCCGAAAAGACGGCGUCAUUUUUUUCCUCCAUUUGCUGGGAAUCGACACGAAUGGACAUGGGCACAAGCCCCAUUCCAAGCAGUAUAUCGACAAUAUUCGGGGUUUAUUUUUUUGUUUUUCAGAAAAAGUGCAAGAAUUAUAAAGAAAAAUUAUGAAAAAAAUUUGAAAUUUUUUUCAUCGGAGAAGGGGGUUAGAGUGGUAAAAAAUCAAAAAUCUCAACUGGUAAGGCGAUUUUUAACACUUUUGAAUAGUAUUUUUUCUAAAAUGAGCUCUCGGAGAGUCCCCUUUAGGGACCACAUUAAAAAAACACUGUAGAGGCCACUAAAGCUUGCAAAAGUGGUCCCUAUAGGGAACAUGCAAGUCGAUAAUUGUUAUGAACUCUAAGCGAAGAAGCAUUUCUAUGGGAAAACAUUGAAUAAAUAGGCAUUUUUUUAAAAUUAAAUUGAAGGACUUCUUAAGCGACCACUUAAGGUUUAGGGGCUAAGGGAUCCGGGUCUAAACCACUAUAGGGACCACUCUGGAAAUCCUAAGCUAGUAGUCCCCAUACGUCUUUUUGAUGAGUCUCUUUAACUUUGAAAUCGAAACAGAAGUUUACAGGACCCUAUAGGGACCACUUGAGCUUUAGAAGCUUAGGACCCUGUCAGACCCUGAACCCCUAAAGGGACCACUCUGGAGCUAGUGUCCCCCCUACGUUUUUUUGAUGAGUCUCCUUAACUAUCAAAUUGAGUCAAAAAUUAAAAGACCCCUAUAGGGAUCACUAGGGCUUCAGAGGAUGUAGGGGUCAGACCCCAAAUCCCUAUAGGGACCACUUGACUUUUUGCCCUCUAGGGGUCAGUAUGUCGUCCACUGUAAGGUCCCUAACCCCUCUAGGGACCACUCCAGAAUUUUUUCAAGCGUUUAAAUGAUUCAUUCAUCAUGGGGUUGAGAAAAUAGAGAUUUUCGUGUGUUUUUUCGUUUCUUUGUUACAAUUUUGAAAAAAUAUAUCAAUUUUCUCAAAUUUUAGUUGUGGACGAAGGUGUUCGGAGGGUCCAGGAACUCGCCGACAAAUUUUUCGGAGAUCAAAAAUCGGCCUGGAUUUUCACUGGAGACCACGGAAUGACCGACUGGGGCUCUCAUGGAGCUGGAAGUGACGAAGAGGUCUCGCAGCGAAAACUACAGUAUCCUUCAUUUUUGCAUUUUCCAGGUUUUGACACCUUUUAUCGCCUGGGGAAGUGGAAUACGGAAAGGUGGCGCCAGGAUUUCCUUGGCUCAGGUAAAUUUUCCAUUUUGAAUGUUUUUUUAAUGUUCAAAGUGUUUAGAAAAUCUUAAAAAUACCAUUUUUCAUGAGAUUUUCACAUUUUUUAGACAUUCCUUUCGAUUUUUCAGUCUUUAGGUGCCAAAAAUUAAUAAUUUCAAAGUUUUUUUACAUCUUAAAAUUAUUAGAAACCACACGGAAUGGCUUCUUAAAAAGCGUUGCGGUUCGGUGCGAAAUUUGAAAAUGGCCCAAUAUCUGCGCCCGACCUUGAGCGACUUUGACCUUAGCCUUUAAAAUGCCUUUUGAGGCUGCUUAGAGAAGCCAGAGGGGUCCCUAAAGGGGUUAGGAAAAACAGUUUUUAUAGAGAUAAAAUGAGGUGGUCCCUUUAGGGGUUUAGGGUCUGACCUCUCAGCUUCUAAAAGUUAAGUGGUCCCUAUAGUGGUCUUUCAACUUUUGGCUCAGAUUCAAAAAGCUAAAACGGCCUCUAUAAGGCUGAAAUUGAAGUGUUUUCUACAGGGGUUUAAUGUCUGACCCCCCUCCCAGCUUCUAAAGCUUAAGCGGUCCCUAAAGUGGUCUUUCAAUUUUGGUUCAGGUUUUAAAGAUAAAAAGACAUAUAGAAACCACUAGCGUGCUCCCCUAGAGUGGCCACUUCUGCAAGCUUAGUGGCCCUUUUUAGGUGGUCCCUAUAGGGGUUUAGAUUCUGACCUCUCAGUCUUUAAAGCUUAAGUGGUCACUAUAGUGGUCUUCUAACUUUUGGUUCAGAUUUUAAAGGGAAACAGACGUGUAGAAAUGAUUAGUAUGCUCCCCUAGAGUGACCACUUUUUCAAGCUUCACUGCCUCUUUUAGGGGAAGGUAGAGUGGUCCCUAGAGGGAACCUACAAAAGCCUUUGACCCUCUAGGGAUCACUCUGGCGUUCCUCAGUUUUCCUGAAAUUUAAUGAUCCCUCUAGGGAUAAAAUUGAGGUGGUCCCUAUAGGGGUUGAGGGUCCGAUUCCUCAGCCUCUAAAGCUUGAGUGGUUCCUAAAGUGAUUUUUCAAUUUUCAGUUUUUUUAAAGAUUAAAAGACGUGUAGAGACAACUAGAAAGCUUCCCUAGAGUGGCCACUUUUUCAAGCUUUAGUGGCCCGUUUAGGGGGAGGUAGAGUGGUCCCUAGAGGGAACCUAUAAGAGCAUAUGAGAACUAAGAUUGACCCUUUAGUGGCCACUCUGGCGUUGCUUAGCAGCUUUUUUCGCGUGUCUGCAUCUCUCUGUUCCCUCACCGACGAGGUCAGAGAAACAUGAAAAUAGCACGUAAACUUGAGAGGGUCGCCGAGAGAUGAGGAGGGCGCAGAGAAGUCCAGCCCUUUCAAAUCGCAAAAAAUGGACUAUGGACGCAUAAAAAGAACUAUAGUCUGGUCAGAUUUCGAAUGUCAAGAAGAAUGACGUCAUCCGAAAACGCCCUGUAGAUGGCUCGCUCUCUGAUUGGUUUAUUGCGUCAUUAGGGGCGGAGCUUCAGCGAGGACUUGACAUUUGAAAUGGGGACUUUUUAAGGCAACCGCCACGCGUCGAGCCAUUCCAAAUGCGGCUUAGAAAUUCUCACAAAAGGAAUUUUUCAGAUCGACGUGACCCCCUUGAUAUCUUCCCUAAUUGGAAAAGCUGUCCCGGUGAAUUCGAUGGGAGUUCUGCCGGUCCAGGCCAUGCAGGCCGACCCGCAGUUCACUUUUCGAGCCGUUUUGUCCAAUUUCCUGCAGGUUUUCAAUGUUUUUUUUUGUUAGGGAAGUCAUUUUUGGCUUGAAAUUUGUGAAAAUCGAUUUUUUAAAGUUUAAAAUUUACAUUUUUUGAGAAAAAGGGCUCAAAAAAGCAUCUGAAUCCGGAAAAAUGGGUCAUUUUCAAGAAAAUCAGUGGUUCUUUGGUACCCUAAUGGGUAUAGAGGAUUCUGUCAUAUUUUUGGAAAAUGCCUCAGAAUCUUCAGAGUGGUCCCUACAGGGGUUAGGGGGAAAAACAGACCCUAUAGGGGCCAGAAAGUGCUCCCUAUAAUGGUGAAACUGAAAAAUCCCUAUAGGGGCCACUUUUGCGAGCUUUAUUCGCCCUUAUAGGGGGAGCUAAGUAGUGCCUUAAGGGAACCUUUCAACGGUCCUAAAGGGGUCACUUUUGCAAGCUCAAGUGACCCCUAUAGGGGCAGCUAAGUGGUACCUUAAGGGAACCUUCAAGGGCCCUAUAGGGGCCACUUUUGCGAGCUGAAGGGACCCAUAUAUGGGAAGCUGAGGGGUGCCUUAAAGGGAAGCUUCAACGGCCCUAUAGGGGUCACUUUUGCAAGCUCAAGUGACCCUUUUAGGGGGGAGCUAAGUGGUCCCUAGAGAGGACCCUUCAAGGUCCCCAAUCUUUGCCCCUGUAGGGCUCACUUUGGAGUUAUGAAGCUCUUGAUAGUUUCCUACCGAAAAUCCCUUCAUUUUUAGUUGAAAGCCCAAGUGACGGCCCUUCGGAACGAAAAAUCGAACCGUUUUUGGUUCCAACAGUACCCGAAUUUUGGCGACAAGGCAAUGGACUCCUUGGAGAGCGAAAUGGUCAAAUUGGCCAAGGCUAGGUUGGAAAAAAUGACUUUUUAUAGGGCAAUUCGAAGGCGGAAAGAUGAAUUUAGAGUCAAAAAAUUGAAGAAAAAUUUGAAAUUUUGAGAAAAAAAUUGGAAACUUUCAAAUUUCAAUCAUUCAGCUCACUACAGGGAAGCUUCGAAAUCGAUUUUUAGGCAAAUAUUUAAAAAAAAGUGAUUUUUUUGAAGAAUUUUUAGUCAUUUUUUAGUUAUUUUCCAAUUUUUGGAGGCCCUUGAAGGUGAAAAAUAAGCCUGUAGCUCUCAAUUUGAACUAAAAAAAUGCGAAAAAAAAUUGUUUAGAAAAAAAAGCCAUAAAAAUUGCAGCAUCUGUGCUCCAUGGAUAAUUAUCAUUGGAGCGCAUUUUUCCUGAUUUUUUUCAAAUCUUUUCUUUUUCAAAGCUUUUCUAAGAAUAAAAACAAUGGAAUUUUCGAUUUCAGGCGAUAUUCGGUCGCGAUAUCGCUCUUUUCCGAGAACGCGAUGCAGCUAAAAUCGGCGAUCAUGUACUAUCAUCGUUAUGAUCGCGCUUUUCUGGGCUCCGCCGUUUCUGCGUUAUUCAUUUCCUGGAUUUCUUUAGUCAUUUGCUAUUUAUACAGGUUUUUUCUAAGGAUAGUUAAGAAAAUCUCUAAAAAUAAUUGAAGGUACCCCGAAGAAAUGAGCCUCGACAAGGCCUUUCUCACGCCGAAACCGUAUUUUUGGCCCAUUUUCGUCUUUUUCACCUUUUUCUGCUUCUACUGCAAAAUUUCCCUCUCCCAGUCGAUUUACGUCCUCCUACCUGUUUAUAUAUUCGCCUUGGUCGAAAAUGGAAGUCAGGUGAGUAGAAAAAAAAAAUUCAUUUAUGAUUUUGUGAAAAAAAAAAUGCGACUUUUUGGCUGCCAGACGCACUUAGAAUGAUUCAAAAUGUCAUUUCGCGCAAACCGUUUUGAGUCGGGUACACUUUGAAAAAAGCCCUUGGAGAGCCAUUCCAAGUGAUAAGAAGGAUUUUGGCGCGAAAAAUAGCCGCGAUUUGGGAAAUUAGGCCUCGGCUUUUUUCUGUCGCUAAGCUGCAUGAAAACCCUUUAAAAACAACUGUGGCCUAAUUUUCCAAAAUGCCAUUGCGCGCAAACCGUUUUCGGUCGGGUUCACUUUGAAAAAUGCCCGCUACGCAUAGGCAGCCAUUCCAAGUGCGGCCAGGAGACCUCAAACUUCCAAAAAAUUUAAUAUUUGAUCAAUUUUCCAUUUCAAAACCUAUGCUUACAGUCAUGAUUCCAAGAGCACCCGACCCAAAACGGUUUGCGCACAAUGGCGUUUCAAAUCAUUCUGAGUGAAAGAUAAAUAAAUUUUAGAGAGUUAGAGAUAAUUUUGAAUUUUUUAAGAAUUACUUCAAACACGGAAUGAGUUGCAGGCAAGAUUUUCAAAAAAUAAGAAAAUUAACCCCGAUUUUUCUAGAAACAGUAAAAAUAGAUAGUCGUCUUUAAUUAGAGAAAGUUUUAAAAAAAUUGUUUUUUUCGGUUUUUCAUGAAAUAAUGUCUGUAGGAACAUUUAAAUUCGAAAUAAUUAACCCUGAAUUUUUUUAGAAACAGGAAAAAGAAACAUAGUCGUCUUUAUUUUUAAAAAUCCUUGAAAACUUUUUUUCUUCUUUUUGUAGUUUUUCCAAUUUGAAAGAACAUUAAAAUUUGGUUUUUUUCUAUCAUUCUUGAUCCGGAAAAUUUCAGAUUUCUUCAGUACUUAUCCUGAAAAAUCCGCCAAUUUUUCAUCCAAAAAUCGAAAAAUCCAUCGCUUGAUUUUUUUGACCAAGCCCUUGGUGGUUCUUUUUCAUUUUUCAGUGAGUUUUUUUCGAUUUUUUUUUUUUUUUCUUGGUAAAUAUCCUUUUUAAAAAAAAGAUACGACUUGUUCAGGCAUAGUGAUAUGCGUCUUCGUCCUGACUUUCCUCGAUCGCCGAUUUUUUUAUCCUUGAUUUUUUUCUACUUCUCGGCUUUUUUUCCCAGCCCUUUACGACUCGGAAUUGGUCAGCAAAUGGUUGGUUUUAUUUUUACAGGGGCCUUGAAAAACAUAUUUUCGCAAGAUUGUCGAUUUUUAGUUAUUUUUUACUAUCUGAAACUUGAAAAAAAUCUCAAAAUUGUCUUUUUGAAGUGUUCCGGAUCGUGUUUCUAAUGAAAAAAAUCACUUUUUUCCCACUGAAAAUUGAGUUUUUUGUUCAUAAAAUCGAUCAAAAGCUGAAAAUUCACCUGAAUUUCAAAAAAAUUCGAACGAAAAAAAUCUUUUCUUUUCUACUGAAAAUUGAACUUUUUGGCUGUGAAAAUAGGCGAAAGCCCACUAAAAAGCUGAAAAUUCACUUGAAUUUCGAAAAAUUGAGCUCUAAACCAAGAUAUUUUCAUUGGAAAUCGAUUUUCGUUACUCUGGAGGCUAGUAUACCUUCUGAGACUCAAAAAAUCUCAAAAAUGACCCUUUUUAAAGCUUUCCGGAUCGUUUUUUCAAUGAAAAAUCGCUUUUUUCUAUUGAAAACUGAGUUUUUCGGUUUUAAAAUUAGGUGAAAGGUUUCCGAAAACGUCUAAAAAAGGCAUUUUUGAUCAGAAAAGGGUUUUCAGUUUUCAAAAAUACUAUUUUCGGUUCAAAUAAUCAAUAAUUUUCAUUUUUUGGUUUUCAGAACAUUUUUUGAGCCUCAAAUCCUUGUAGCUGAGAUUUUUUUAACGAAAAAAAUCGCUAUAUUCUGCUUAAAAUUGAGUUUUUUUGUUCGUAAAAUCGGGUAAAAGCUCUUUGAAAAAGCUCGAAUUUAAUCUCUUAUUUUAAAAAUUUUUUUCCAAUUCGAUUUCCAUAACACUUUUUUGAGCCUCUAACCUUGUAGCUUAAUUGUAUUUUUAUUGAAAAAUCGCUAUUUUUUCCUUAAAGUUUAGUUUUUUGUCCAGAAAUUAGGGUAAAAACUUUACAAAAACCUAAAAUUUCAUCUCUAAUUUUCCCUAUUUGAUAGCCAAACCGUAUUUUUAUACAAAAAUCGCUAUUUUUUUCCUUAAAAUUGAAUUUUUCUUCAUGAAAUUUGGCAAAAGCUUCCUGAAAAGUUGGAAAGGCUGUCAAAAAAAUCAAUAAAUCAAUAAUUUAUCGAUUUCCAGGACGAACAUCUGGCGCCUGAAUUGUCUCCUCCUGAUGCCUUUUCCAUUUUUCCCGCCAGUGGGAGUCUCGACCUUCGCGACUCUUUGUAUCAUCUCGCCGGCCAUUCUGGCUUUUGCCUGCUAUCGAUUCUCCACAAAACCGAUCCUGUCCCGACUUUCCCCGGUUUUCCGCCAGUUGGCAUGGAUCCUAGCGGCGACCGCCGGAUUCAUCCUCGUCGUUCACUUUUUUGAGAGGGUCAGUGAGGGUUUUGAACUUGAAAAUUUCAAUUUCUCUGGUUCUCCCUUAUUUUCAUGCUGUUUUGCCUUUCUCUAACUUGAAUGGUGAGGGAAAGAGAGCACAGACAGGUCAGACUGUCUCAAUUCAUCCAGAAUGAAUUUUAACUCGAAAAUUGAACUUUUGCGCUCUAGUUUUAGCUACAAAUUCAUUAUAUGUGAAAAUUCGGCCUUCGAAAGUCAAUAAAAAAUUAGUUUUCCAUAUUUUUUUAAUGAUAGAGAGGAUUUUGGCGCCAAAAAUAGCCGCGAUUUGGAAAACUAGGCCUCGGGUUUUUUUUCUGUUACUAAAAUCCAAGAGAAAGAACGAAGGCCUAAUUUUCCAAAUCGCCGAUCAUUUUGAAUGUUUUUUCCCGCCAAAAACUCAAUGGGUCGCUAAAUUUCACUUAGGAUAGCCAGAGUGGUCCCUAUAGGGGCAAACUUAGGGACACUGAAAGGUAACCCUAUAGAGACUACUUUUUUUUUCCUAUGGGGGGCCACUAAAGGUUGCAGAAGUGGUCCCUAUAGGGGAGCAUGCUAGUGGUUCCUAUACAUCUCUGUAUCUUUCGAAUCGUAAGAAAUAGAAGACCUCUAAAGGGACCCCUUAAGUUUCAGAGGCUUAGGGGUCUUAUCCUGAAAUCCUAUAGGGACCACUUAAAUUUCAGCCCUUAAGGGAGCUCUCUUUUGUCCCAUGUAUGGGCUGAUUUUUCUCUGACCCCUAUAGGGGGACCGCUCUGGCGCUUCUAAAACCGGGAAAUUCAAUUUUUUUCAAAGAGUCAAGCUUGAACUUUCAAUUUAUAUUCAAAAAAAAGAACCAAAAUGCCUCAUAAAUCUUUUUUUUUCAGCCCCCAGCCGUGGCCCGAUGGAUCUCGUGGCUUUCGAUCCCCUUGGCCCUCAUCCUCCCAUUUUUCUCCUCUUCUCACAUCGUCGACCGGCUGAUCGUCUUCUCCGGAGCCUUUUUCGUGCCUUAUUCCCUGCUUUCCAUCAACUACGAAUCCCUUUUCACCCUCCUCUUCAUGCCAAUCGUCGCCAUGUUCGUCCGUUUCGAAUUCGCCCAUCUGUCGGAUGUCGACUUCUUGCAGUUGAACUUGGAAAAAGCUGGUGAGGGAGUUUUUUUUAGGGUGGUUUUUAGUGAAAGCUUAAAAAAGUAAGAGAAAAAAACCAGGUCGAAUAGCUCCAAUCCAGACGCUGUAACACGUAGAAAAUGUAAAUCGGCUUGAUAGGCAGGCUUAAAAGUUGCACCCGACCCGAAACGAGUUCCGCGCAAGGGCGUAGGAAAACAUCACAACUAGACAAAACUUCAAAUGAAUCUCGAAAAGUAUAUCGAAAAUAAAAACCCUAGACUGAAAGUAUUGGUAAACAGAGACUCAAAAAGUUGCACCCGGCCAGAAACGACUUCCGCGCAGAGGCAUUAGGAAUCAUUUAAUCAGCUGAAAGUCGUUUCGAAGGAUGUAAUAAAGAUAAAUCUAAGAAUCGGUCUCGAAAAAGAAUAUCAGGAAAAAAGCCUGAAAAUAUUAUAUCGUCUUUAAUUUUGACAUUUUUUGGAAUAUGUCGCAAAAAUAUUGAAGAAAACUGUUUUUUGUGAAAUUUAAAAUCGAAAGCGAGAGAUCAGUGCGACUUGAAGAGACGCCAGAGAAGCUAGGACACUCUCCUUCUCUGACUUCUCUUCAGGCGCCAGCGAUCUCUCUCUCUCAACUGAAAAAUUUCAAACACGGGUGAAAUCAAAUUUUUUUUUGCACGACGAUAAAUACCAGAAUUUGCUCAAUUUCCAGCCAAUCCAAAACGUCAAAAAGUUGGUUUGGCCGAACUUCGAAGGGCUGUCAUUUGCGUCGCUUUCGUUUUUUCGUCGCUUUUCGGGACGGGAAAUUUCGCCUCGAUCAAUUCGUUCAAUCCUUCGACUUUGAAUCGAUUCAUUUCGGUUUUCAGGUGUGUUUUGUAGAUCUAAAAUAAAUAGGCGCUUGAAAAAUAAUAAUUUCAAUGCAAGUUUGGUUUGUUAAUGUAUUUUUCAACCUUUAAUGGGUAAGCCGGAAAAAAAACCAGUCGAAAUUGGUUGAAGCGAGAGAUCAAGGCGUCUAAAGAGACGUCAGAGAAGGAGAGUUUUCUAACUUCUCUGGCCUCUCUCAUGAUCGAAUACUAUUUCUUGUCGAGAAGCUUUUUAAGAAAAGCGAGAGAUCAGAGCGUUCUGAAGAGACGUCAGAGAAGUCAGAACACUCUCUUUCUCUGGCGUCUCUUACGCUGUCUUUGUCUCUCGCUCGAAUUCGUUUUGGGCCAUUUUUUCAGCCUUGAUAGAAUUAAAAACCUUUUUUUGAAAAGCGAGAGAUCAGAGGGUCCCGGAGAGACGCCAGAGAAGUUAGAGCACUCUCUUUCUCUGGCGUCUCUAAUGGCUGCCGUUGAUCUCUUGCUCAAAUUCAUUUUUAGUCCAUUCACGAUGGCUCUUCUGCUCGUUCUGAAACUUCUGAUUCCGGUGUUGAUGACCUCCUUGGCCAUGUCGGCCAUUGUCCGGUUCGAUAAAGACGCUAUCCAAAGACUAUGCUGCGUCGUCCUGGUUAUUACCGAUUUCAUGUCUUUGGUGAGUUUUUAGGGCUGGAAGAUUUGUCAGAGGUUGAAAAUUCGGAUUUUUUGGGUCGUAUAAGGAGUAAAUCAUGAAUGAUUUGAAAUUGUAUGAUUUUCUUGGCGGGGCGGUCGCGAUGCGGUUUAUCUGAUGAAAAAAUUAUCUGAUUUUUGAAUAUUUCUCAAGUUCUCAUUGAACAAAGAUAUGAAAUACUUUCCAAAAAGAUUCUUUAAAAAUUUUUUUGAAGAAAGGAAUUUUAAUGAAGUUAUAAGAUUCGAAUUGGCGCCGAAAACGCGUUGUACCCAUGAAAAUCUUGAUCAAAACGACAUAAAAUGGUUAAUUUCAACAUUUCAAGCGUUUUUUCUCAAUCCAUCUUCAUAAAAGCAUCAUUUUAUUCAAGAAAAAAAAGUGGCAAAAAUAAAUUGCACUCGAAAGGAUUCGAACCCGCGUCGUGGGUUCAACGGCACAAGGCCACUAGCCACUACACCACGCCGCCUGCUGGCAGCUGGAGUUAGCCGCCGCCAUAAAUUCCCCCCUCCUAUCGAUUGCGUGCACACUUUGAAGCGCCAUAACUCGACUAGAACCAAAAAUUCGCACUUUUUCAAACUUUUUUGGAUUCGGGGUGUUCGAAAGUACCUAUAUACCAAGUUUCAUCGGAAUCCAAUAUCUCGAACACUUCCCAUUGAACAAAAAACGCAUCAUUUCAUGGCGUUUUUGUUAGUGGAAGAAAAUACAAAAUUGAAAAAUUAAGAAGCGUGGUCAAAAUCUACGCCGUUCCCAUUUGACGUCAUGGGAAAAACGCGUAAACAAUAGGAAAUAUUAAAGGCGCAUGUGCAAUGGGUCCUGAGAAGAAUCGAUUUCACAUUUUAAAAACGCGAUUUUUCUGUUUUUUUAAAGACAUGCCGUGUUGAGAGUAGUUCCGCGAAAUUCAAAAUAGCCACCAGAGAGUGAAAAGUAUGACUGAAUUUCAUUUCGCACGGCGUUUUUUUGCCAUUUUUUCCGUAAAAUGUAGUGUGUCUUGUGCAUACACUGCGGCGCUCUAGCCCACGCCGAGUUCAACGUAAUUUUCGCGAAAUCACUCUCAACACAGCAUGUGUUUUAAAACAAAAAAAAAAAACAGAAAAAUCGCUUUUUUUUCAAAUGAGAAAUAGAUUCGUCUCGGGACCCAUUGAACAUGCGCCUUUAAUAUUUCCUGUUGUUUACGCGUUUUUCCUAUGACGUCACAUAGGAACGGCUGAGGUUCUGACCACGCCCUCUUAAUUUUUGGUUUCGCAUUUUCUUCCACUAACAAAAAAGCCAUGAAAUGACAAGUUUUUCGUUUAAUGGGAAGUGGUCGAGAUAUUGGAAUUCGAUCAAACUUGGUAUAUAGGUACUUUCAAUCACCCUGAAUCCAAAAAAAUUCGAAAAAAGUGCGCCUUUUUGAUUCUAGUCGAGUUUUUUUUCUGAUUUUCUCCCUCUAAGCCUUUCUGUUGAUGGAGUCAAGCCGCAACGCUUCAAGCCAUUCCAAAUUAUGAUCAUUUCCAGUGCUUCUUCCACCAAUUGCGCGACGAAGGCAGCUGGCUCGACAUCGGGAUGAGCAUCUCCCAGUACAUUGUCUCCAUGUGCAUUUCCUUGGCUCUUCUCGUUUUGCUCUUUGUUUCCUCCCACAUGAUGACUUUGAAAUUGUCUUCUCCCAAAAACGUGUACCUUUUUAAAUCCAAACGUGUGCCUUCCCCUUCACCGUGA
Messenger RNA from Caenorhabditis auriculariae, 15123 nucleotides. Lineage: Eukaryota; Metazoa; Nematoda; Chromadorea; Rhabditida; Rhabditidae. The record is from the annotation of a GenBank genome assembly.